CGGUUUAUUUCUGUGAUCGCAACCAGCUCUUUGGUGUCUGUGCACCAGAAAGGACUCUAACUUAGAAAUGCUUGAGCGCGCGCACCGCGCUGAACUGACGUGCACAACCUCUUCGCGAACGCGCUGUUAGCGCCUUCUAGCACAGAUCUGUUUACUGCAAUAAAAUCACACCCGAUGGAUUAAAAACGUGUUGCAGGUUUUAGAGGCUUCGUGGCUCUCUUGGUAAACAGCUAUGGCACGUCAACACAGCUCGUCUGAGCUCUCCUGGGAUGCACAGUCCCUUCAAGCUGUCUCAUGUACAGAUCAGGACUCCGGAGUAGAAGAUGGAGAUGAAGCACCCAGCAGCCCUCUCCUCCCUGUGGAAGACUCCACCAUAUAUGUGGCUUUCGAAGGGAACAUGACUGAUGCAGACUUUCAGAGGAAACUGGAUGCCAUUUUAAUUGGAAUGCCAGACAUGCUAUUACUAGGUACUAAGAGACUUGAACCUGAGAAAGUGGAGCCGUGGAACAGUGUACGAGUUACUUUCAACAUCCCCAGAGAGGCGGCUGAGCGACUACGCCUCCUGGCCCAAAACAAUCAGCAGCAGCUCCGGGAUCUGGGCAUCCUCUCUGUGCAGAUUGAAGGUGAAGGAGCCAUUAAUGUUGCCGUUGGACAGAACCGAGUCCAAGAAAUAAGGGUCAAUGGACCCCUUGGUGCACCUGGCCAGAUGAGGAUGGAUGUUGGCUUCCACAUGCAGCAGGGGCAGGCUGGAAUACGGAUAAAUAACCCCUCCAUGUCGAUGAUGCCCCCUGGGGCUAAUAUAGCAAAUAUGGCUGCACAGGGUAUUGUACAGAAUAGUGGUGGACAGAUACACCCGAGAGCACCAAGACCACCUUCACAGACAGAUACAAUGAAUCCCAUGCUGUCGGGCAUGGGUUUACAGCAACAGCAACAACAACUCCAGCAUUCACAAGUUGGACAUGGUUCACUAGGCACCAUGGGACCACAGGGCCAUCACAUACAAGCCAUGCAAGUGAAUCGGCAGUUAAAUCCUGCAGCCCUACAGCAGCACCAACAACAGCAGCACCAGCAACAACAGCACCAACAACAGCAGGUUCAGUUAGCUCAACUAAGCGGUUCCCGUGGUCCUUUCAACCCCUCUAACCAGAUGCCUGUACCUCCUGGAUGGAAUCAGUUGCCCUCUGGAGUUCUCCAGCCACCACCUGUUCAGGCUGCAAUGGUACCAGGUUGGAGAAAAGCCCCGCCCCUGCCACAAAUGGGGCAGCGGCAGCCCUUGGCAUCUGUUCAAACACCCAAUCAUCCACCACCUCCAUAUCCAUAUGGCAGCCAACAGGCUGGACAGGUAUUUAAUACAAUGCCACAGCACCAGUUACAACAACAGCAGCAGCAGGCAGGUGCAAACCAGUUUGCAACCCCUCAGCCCAAAGGUCCCCAGACUGCAUCAGGGGUGGUCAGUUUAAGAGCACCUCCUCCCCUGCCUCCUUCCUCUGCUCCACAGGGUAGUCUUUCAGCUAAGUCUCCUGGUUCCUCUUCAUCUCCUUUUCAACAAGGCUCACCUGGAACUCCCCCAAUGAUGGGGGGACAGGGACAACUUGGUCCACGACCCACAACCCCCCAAGGGUUCCCACAGGGUGUUGGGUCACCAGGAAGAGCUGUGAUGGCACAGCAAGGAAACAUUCAGCCAGGUUUUAUGAGCAUUCCACAGCACGGACAGGUUUCACAGGGUGGUAUGGGAGGUAUGCCAAAAAGAAUGCCCAUGGGAUUCCCAAGUACUCCUGUCAAUCAGAAUUUUGCACAAGGGCAGGUUACUGCAAGUGGAACAGUUAGUACACCCCAGCUGCAAAACAGCCAGAGCAUGGCAAACUCGGGUGGCCAGUCUUCAACAUCAGCACCAAACCACAUGCAGCCCAAUCCACUUGGUGGUGGACUGAGCCACCACACUGGCAUCCCAGCCCAACCCCAAGGUACCACCUCAGGUGGCACUAUGGGGCAGCCUCCGCAAGGUCUUCAGAGUCAAAUGAUGAGCGUACAGUCCCAGCAUCAAACACAGGCAGUAGCCUCCUCCCAAAGUCAAAUGGCCCAGAGCCAAACAGGGGGUCAGACUGUCUUGUCCAGGCCAGUAAACACAGGCCAGCAAAGGAUGACUCCACCUAAGCAAAUUAUUCCACCGCAGGGUCAGGGGGUAAUGCAGAGCCAAAACCAGCUCAGUGGAGGACAGGGUCAUCAGGCUUUAUUACUGCAGCAGCAGCAACAACAACAACAGCAAAAUGCCAUGAUGGAACACAUGGUAGCCAGUCAAUUGCAAAGUAACAACCAGGCCUUUGGCCACAAAGGUCAACCUGGAGUCAUGCAAGGUCCAAUAAUGAGAGGCCCUUCACCCAAUAUACAAGGUAACCUGCCUCAGUUUCAAUCUCAGAUAGGUCAGCAACAGAUGACCCAGCAGCAACAACAACAAAUAGCUCAUUUGCAGCAACAACAGCAAUUACAGCAGCAGCAAUUACAACAGCAGCAGCAGCAGCUACAAAUGCAACACCAACAGCCACAACAGCAGCAACAAAUGCAACAGCUACAGCAGCCCCAUCAACAAAUAGUGCAACAACAGUCUCAACAAAUUCCAAUGAAUGGCAACCCCAACCAAGCUUUGGGAAUACAUGGUCCACAACUGCGACUUUCAGGAAAUCAUCAUAUAGUACAACAACAGCUUCAGCAAAAGCAGCAACAGCAAGUGAUGAUGCAGCAGCAACAGACUGGUCAGCAACAUACAAAUCAGCUAGCAGAUGGUAGUAUAAAUGCUGAUAUUGGCCAACAGAUGGUUCCAGACAUGCAGAAUCAGCAGCAACAGCAGACUAUGCUGAGUGGUUCUCAACAUUUACAGGUGGGCAAUGGCCAUUUUCCUAACCACGGAAUGGCAUUUAAUUCCCAGUUUAGUGGUCAGGUGCCCUGUGGGCAGGCAGGUGGGUUUCAAAUAAACAAGGAUGUGACAAUAACCAGUCCCUUAUUAGUUAACCUUCUCCAAAGUGAUAUUUCUGCAAGCCAGUUUGGGCCUGGUGGGAAGCAAGGAACAGGUGGGGUUUCUGCUAACCAGGCCAAGCCUAAAAAGAAGAAACCUCCUCGUAAGAAAAAACCCAAAGCAGGUGAAGGACAACAGUCAGAAGGUCUUUGUGGUAUGGAUUCACUUCCCCAUGGAAUGGAGGAAGUAGAGAUCCAAGGGUUGGGUGGUGAUCAAGUGGCUGGCAUUGACUCCAAUUCUAAACUUUCUGAAUUUGCUAAUCGACCAGGUCUGCAAGGUCAACCCGGAGAUCAGAGGGUAUUACAGCAAAUGCCAGUGCAAUGUAUGCCCUCACAACAGCAACAACAAAUGCCGCCGCAGCAGAUGCAACAGUUACAACAGCAGCAGCAACACAUGCAACAACAGCAACACAUGCAACAACAGCAGCAAAUGCAACAACAGCAGCAAAUGCAACAGCAGCAAAUGCAACAGCAGCAAAUGCAACAGCAGCUGCAGCAAAUGCAACAGCAGCAAAUGCAACAGCAACAGAUGCAAAUACAGAGUAUACAGGAUCCUUUAGGUCAGGCUGGAACAUCACAAGGAUCUCAUAAUGUCCAGCCCCUGAUUCAUUCACAACAGUCAAUACAAGUACAACAGCAGCAGCAGCCACCACAACACCUUCAACAACCUCAACAACAGCAAACACAUCAACAACCUCAACAACAGCAAACACAUCAGCAACAACAACAACAACAGCAGCAGCAACAAAUGAUGAUGAUGGUUAAAAUGCAACAGGAAGCUAAGAAUCGAAUGCCACUACAAGGUGGGCACAUGCCAAAGGCUCUUGUUAAUCCUAAUGAUCCUGCUCAGAGAAUGCCUGUAUCACAACAAGGCAACAUGCCUGUGAUGAUAGAUCUUCAAGGGCAUGGGAGUGUGCCACCUUCUCCGGAUAAAGCCAGGGGAUUGCCACUAUUGGUAAAUCCAGCUCUAACUGGUCCAGCAAGAAGGACACCCCUUUCAGAGGCUGGACAACCAACACAAGGGCUGCAGCCAGAGGAAACCCCUGGAACACAUAGCUUGCAGGACAGAGGACCUCUUGAAAUUGUUCCACAGUCAGGAAAUGGAAAUCAACAAAUGAUUUCUAACCAAGGUGCUAAUACUCAUUUAAUGAAGUCUGUUCCUUUAUCAGUGCCCCAUCAGCCAGGAACAAGCCCCCAACAGCAGUCACAGCAGGUGUCAGGAAUGGCUUCACAUAAUAUUCAUUUUUCCAGUGCUUCCUCAACUUCUCAAAGCUCCCGGCCCAAAACCCCUAACCGGGCCAGUCCCCGACCUUAUCACCACCCAUUAACUCCAACCAACCGUCCACCUAGUACUGAACCCUCUGAAAUAAAUCUCUCUCCUGAAAGACUGAAUGCCUCCAUUGCUGGUCUUUUCCCUCCUAAAAUUAACAUUCCUCUGCCACCCCGGCAACCAAACCUUAAUCGAGGCUUUGAUCAGCAGGGUUUAAACCCAACCACCCUUAAAGCAAUUGGCCAGGCCCCACCAAGUCUAGCAACUCUUCCUGUCAACAGUAACUCUAGUGGCAACAACAGUGGCCCACAGUCUUAUACAUCAGGUGGUGGCAUUGUAAGUUCUGGAGGAAAACAAGACAAACAACUUGGAGUUGGCCAAGCAAAACGGGCUAGUUCGGGUAGUGGACGGCGAUCCGGCCCUACUUCAAAUAAAAAAGCUGCCACUCCAAGCCCAGGAAGACAAAAGGUUGCCAAAACCUCACUGACAUCCCCUCCACACCAGCAGCAAAUACUGGGUCUACAGACUAUGAUGGUUAGUACCACUACAGUGCUCCCAACUACAUCUGCACCACUGCCUUCAGCAGGACCUGGGGAAUCACAUAAAAAUUUAAAUUCCCUUCAAACUGUACCUUGUUGUGCUGAUAAAAAUGGACAGAUGGGGGCUCCACAGCCAGAGCAGCACCAGGCAGUUCAGUUAAGAGAGCAGUCGUCUUCUAAAACUGCAAGCUCUCAGGAGCCAAAAAAUCAAGAGCCUAAUAAUUCGGUUGAACAGCAUGCUGAAAAUAAGAACCAACCACUAACAAUACCACAACAAGAGCUUGGCACUGCUAUAUCUACGGGUUUUAGAGACGCUCCAACAUCUCUAAAUCAACUGUUGGAUAAUACAGGUGCUCCACCUUUGCAAGUAAAAUCUCAAACUGUUCCUCAAGUAGGUAGAGAUGCUGGGCAGAAAGAGAGUCCCCAUGCUCCACUAGCCCAAGAUAACCAAACUCAUCCUGUUGUCUUGCAAAGCACAGAAAGUGGUAUUUCCUUGUCUACAAGUAGAACUGAUCAGAAAGUAAAAUCAAGCCCAAAUUUGGUUUCCAAUAGCAGUCCAAAUGUGCAGUCUGUCAGUGAGGUGUCUAGCGUUAGUUCAAACCAAGCAGUGCUCUUAAGCCUCACAUCCAUUCCCAACACCUCAGUAAGUUCAAGUCAUAACCUUAUUCCCAUUUCAAAUGCAUCUCAAACAGUAUUACAAAGGCCCGUCUCAUCAGCACAUUCCACAAUGCCACAAAACCAGAUCACAGUCUUUGUAACAUCUAAUCCAGUUAGCUCAGCUACCAACACUGCUUCAGUUGUUCCAUCAGCUAUUGUAUCCAAAGUUCUUGCAGUUCCCAAUAAAAACCUAAGAUCCCCAGAUGUUCGUCAACAAAACCCCAGUAGCACACAAUUUAUUACAGGACCUGUGUAUUCAAUAUUUCAAGCUACAUCUGUACCGUCAAGUACCAAUGUCAUGUCUCAGCCUGUUACUAUGGUUGGUCCCAUAGUCUCUGCAAAUAUCCAUCUUACUGCUAACCCAGUGUCAACUACAUCACCUUCUUCUGCACCACCACCAUCAACCAUGACAACAAACUCCCCUGCGGUCAGCAUGGCUGCUAGUCAGCAAGGACGCCCCGUUAUUGGACACCUUCAAGUUCAAGCACCUUCAAGUCAGGCUUGCCCUGUAAGCAUAGCACCACCAACUCAACAACCUAGUACUGGAAUUCCAAAACAGGAAAGUGUUUCAGAUUCAAGUAUCUCAAAACCUAGUCUUUCUGGACAAUUAUCCUUGCACUCCAGCAUGCCUUCACCUUUUCAGCAGUUUUUAGUAUCUUCACCUGCUUGCUCUAGUCCAGGGGCUACAGUUGUUGCUCGUAAAAGUCCCCUGUCUCUGACAACAACGUUGGCCAAAAGCAGUCUAGUCCAAACAGGUCUAGCCAAAAAUACUGUACCCAUUAUCUCUUCAAGCAGUGAUGAUGGACAAAAAGUCCAAAGCCCAGUCACUCAAAUAGGAAAAUCUGUGGAAGCCCCCACAUCUCUUGCUUCUUGUGUGAUUGCUUCUGAAAUCAUAUCUUCACUUCAGCCCUCUCCUUCAUUGACUGUUCCAAAUGUUCACGUAGCAUCUCCACAGUCUACACUUUCUCCAAAAAAUUCUACUCCUGAACUUGUGCCCACUUCUUCGUCAGUCCACACUUCUACAUCAACUUCUAACAUGCCACCCCCAACCUCUAACUCUGCCUUGCUUCAGGUGUCUAGUUAUGUUACUAAUUCUUCACCACUCUCUAGUUUGCCUGCAAUUUCAGCUGCCCAACCUGGCAUCGCUUUAGGAACUUCCACUACCACUUUUAGCUCUUCCACAGAAACAUCUCCUCCACUCCCUGGGGAACAGCAGGCUACUUUGCUGGUUGAUCCUAAUGUACCAGACUCAGUUGAAACAAGGGAAGCCGUUUCUGCUUCAAAUCUUUCAGCUCACGCUGAAGCUUCUCAGGAUGAUCAACCUCCAUGCGACCAAGCUGGUGAUCAAGCUGGUGAUCAAGCUGGCCAAGGAAUUAACGUUGCAGUAGAUCAAGGAUGGGCAAAGAAAAGAAAGACGCCCGUCAACUUAGCCCCAAGGGAUACAAGGGCCACCACUGAAAAGGCAAAAGGUCCUAGUCGUCGAAGUUCACGAACAGACAAAGAGCAUGAGGAGGAAGCAUCCGACAAUAGCCUGAGAAAGAGGAAUGCUAGGCCAGGGUCAGCCUCAUCUAACACAGGAAAAGGUGCCGAAUCAAACACUGGAGCCAGUCCCACCCAGGCAAAACGAAGGAAGUCGAAGUAAUGAGAAUGAAUAAACUUGUGAAUAAACUUUUUCGUUGUUCUUCUCUGAAUUUAUUUUAUCUGCUGUUUUUCCUUGUGUUCCGUGUUCCAAGUAAGAUAACCAUGUACAGCUUUUUUAAUCCUUAAACUGUAUUUUGUUUAUGGAUACUAGAUGACUUUUAGAUUUGUGUAUAAUGUGUUUGUAUGUCAUUGUUUUGAUGUGUUUUUUAUGAUUAAUAUUGAUUAAGUUAAUCAUGUGAUGCUGACUAAGAAUAGAAUCAUGUCUGUAGUAUCACUAUAUGUGACCGAAUCAGAUUUUUUCCCUAUAAAGUGUCAAGAAUUAACUGUGCUUUGAAUACUGUCAAUACUUAUAUUCAUACAUUAAGACCCCGGAUCACAUGCAUUAAACAAUUUUUUACAAGUG
Paramisgurnus dabryanus is the source of this 7519-nucleotide messenger RNA. The record is from RefSeq and is a predicted model, not a curated record. NCBI's taxonomy places the organism in Eukaryota, Metazoa, Chordata, Actinopteri, Cypriniformes, Cobitidae.